GAGCGGGUCGGAACCGUGAAUUCAGAUCUGGAACCGCCGGCGGGUUGGAAACGGGCCGGAGUCGCGCGUAGGAGCCGUGCGCGUAGGAGGCCGCCGUGCAGCCUGGGCCCCGCAGAGGAAGGAAGCGGGCCGCAGAGGGAGGUAAAACUUGCAUGUGGAAGACAACAGUAAAAUCAGGCGACAGAUGGACAGUGUGACAGGAGUGUCGGAAAGGAUUGGGCCUCGCUGUGAGAAUCAACCUGGAGUCAAAAUGUUGACAAGUUGCUGAAAAGGAAGCCAGUGGGAGGACUGGUCUGCAGAGGAAGUGGAGCCCUGACUUCAGUCACACCAUUGAUGGAGGACAGAUGGGCAGUCAGAUGGCUAGUCAUCUUUCCUCUUAAGCUUUUGGAGAGUUUUCCUUUGCCCUCUACUGGACACUUGGUAGGAAUUCUAAAACAGUCUCUAAAUUCACUUUCCAUAGAAACGUAAAAUUGAACGGCUCUGUACAGCCAGACUCCUCUGUCGCAUGGUAACAGGUUUGCAAACAUGAGUGCGGAGGGUUACCAGUACAGAGCACUGUAUGACUAUAAAAAGGAGCGAGAAGAAGACAUUGACUUGCACUUAGGUGAUAUACUGACGGUGAAUAAAGGGUCCUUAGUGGCUCUUGGAUUCAGUGAUGGACAGGAAUCCAGACCUGAAGAAAUAGGCUGGUUAAAUGGCUUCAAUGAAACCACAGGAGAAAGAGGAGACUUUCCGGGAACUUACGUAGAAUAUAUUGGAAGAAAAAGAAUCUCACCCCCCACACCAAAGCCCCGACCACCUCGACCCCUUCCUGUUGCACCAGGCUCUUCAAAAACUGAAGCAGAUAAUGAACAACAAGCUUUGAUUCAUCCAGAUCUUGUCGAGCAGUUUGCCCCUCCUGACAUUGCUCCACCUCUUCUUAUCAAGCUGGUGGAAGCCAUCGAAAAGAAAGGCCUGGAAUGUUCAACUCUAUACAGGACCCCGAGUUCCAGCAACCCAGCAGAAUUACGACAGCUUCUUGAUUGUGAUGCUGCCUCUAUGGACCUGGAAAUGAUUGAUUUACAGAUUUUAGCAGAUGCCUUCAAACGCUAUCUCCUGGACUUACCAAAUCCUGUCAUUCCAGUAGCUGUUUACAGUGAAAUGAUUUCCUUAGCCCAAGAAGUACAAAGCUCAGAAGAAUAUAUCCAGCUCUUAAAGAAGCUCAUUAGGUCACCUAACAUACCUCAUCAGUAUUGGCUUACUCUUCAGUAUUUGUUAAAACAUUUCUUCAAGCUCUCUCAAGCCUCCAGCAAAAAUCUUUUGAAUGCAAGAGUACUCUCAGAGAUUUUCAGCCCUCUGCUUUUCAGAUUCCCAGCAACCGUCUCUGAAAAUACUGAACACCUCAUAAAAGUUAUAGAAAUUUUAAUUUCAACUGAAUGGAAUGAGCGACAACCUGCACCAGCACUGCCUCCUAAGCCACCAAAACCCACUACUGUAGCCAACAACGGUAUGAAUAACAAUAUGUCCUUACAAGAUGCUGAAUGGUACUGGGGAGAUAUCUCAAGGGAAGAAGUGAAUGAAAAGCUACGAGAUACAGCCGAUGGGACCUUUUUGGUACGAGACGCAUCUACUAAAAUGCAUGGUGAUUAUACUCUUACACUAAGGAAAGGAGGAAAUAACAAAUUAAUCAAAAUAUUUCACCGAGAUGGGAAAUAUGGCUUCUCUGACCCAUUAACCUUCAACUCUGUGGUUGAACUAAUAAACCACUACCGGAAUGAAUCUCUAGCUCAGUAUAAUCCCAAACUGGAUGUGAAAUUACUUUAUCCAGUAUCCAAAUACCAACAGGAUCAAGUUGUCAAAGAAGAUAAUAUUGAGGCAGUAGGGAAGAAAUUACAUGAAUAUAACACUCAAUUUCAGGAAAAAAGUCGAGAGUAUGAUAGAUUAUAUGAAGAUUAUACUCGUACUUCCCAGGAAAUCCAAAUGAAAAGAACAGCUAUUGAAGCAUUUAAUGAAACUAUAAAAAUAUUUGAAGAACAGUGCCAAACCCAGGAGCGGUACAGCAAAGAAUCCAUAGAAAAGUUUAAACGUGAAGGCAAUGAAAAAGAAAUACAAAGGAUUAUGCAUAAUUAUGAAAAGUUAAAGUCUCGAAUCAGUGAAAUUGUUGACAGUAGAAGAAGAUUGGAGGAAGAUUUGAAGAAGCAAGCAGCUGAGUAUCGGGAGAUUGACAAACGUAUGAACAGCAUUAAACCUGACCUCAUUCAAUUAAGAAAGACAAGAGACCAAUACCUAAUGUGGUUGACUCAGAAAGGUGUUCGGCAGAAGAAAUUGAAUGAGUGGCUGGGCAGUGAAAACACUGAAGACCAAUAUUCACUGGUGGAAGAUGAUGAGGAUUUGCCCCACCAUGACGAGAAGACAUGGAAUGUAGGAAGCAGCAACCGAAACAAAGCUGAAAACCUAUUGCGAGGGAAACGAGAUGGCACUUUUCUGGUCCGGGAAAGCAGUAAACAGGGAUGCUAUGCCUGCUCUGUUGUAGUGGACGGUGAAGUGAAGCAUUGUGUCAUCAAUAAAACGGCAACCGGCUAUGGUUUCGCCGAGCCCUAUAACCUGUACAGCUCCCUGAAAGAACUGGUGCUACAUUACCAACACACAUCCCUUGUGCAGCACAACGACUCCCUCAAUGUCACACUAGCCUACCCAGUAUAUGCACAGCAGAGGCGAUGAAGUACGGACACUCCUUCUCCUGAAGUUUAACUACCCUGAAACCUCUGGAAAGCACAGGGCUCCUCUCCAGCUUGACCUGUGAAUUGAGCUGCAGAAACUGAAGUCGUUCUGCCUUCAGAUGGGACUCCAGCUUUCUUCGACAAAAAAAAAAAAAAAAAAAAAAAGUAGUAGGGGAGGAUGAUGCAGCUCAGCUGUGCCGUGACCAUACUUUUCUAAUCCGGAGUGCUUAACCCUUCCUCCUUUCUUUCCUUUUUUUCCCGUGACUUAACUUAAAACCACAACAACAAACACAAAGAGAAAAAGAAAUGCAAAAAUCUCUGCGUGCAGGGACAAAGAGGCCUUUAACCAUGGUGCUUGUUAAUGCUUUCUGAAGCUUUACCAGCUCAAAGUUGGGACCUUGGAGAUCUGAGGGUGGAUGACUGAAGAGCCCUGACCCUGGGGGUGCUUGGCCCAGGCUGGCUUAGUCUGGGUGAUGCUGUGCACGGUGGGGUCCAGACACAUCACACUGUGGAUUAUUUCAUUCUUCUAAUGAAUGAUAUGUAGCAGAAAGGCACUUCAGCUCACAAAGGGGCACUUUGGGAGAACGUCAGGUUUACAUACGUCCAGAAGAAAUCUGUUGUAGUCAAGUGCCAGAAAGUGUUCUGUUUAAACUUGUUUUUGGGGAAAAAAAAUGAACCACCAACAGAAAAAUGGAACUUGGAAAAUAAGACUUACAAUGACAUUCAUUAUAUAAAAUAUGUACAUACUAUUGGAUGGCUAACUAUCAAAUAGAUGGAUUUGUAUCAAUACCAAAUAGCUUCUGUUUUUGUUUUUUGCUGAAGGCUAAAUACACAGUGCUAUGCAAUUCUUAAUUUUCAUUAAGGCUGUUAUCUCAGUUUUAAAUGUACCUUCAGAAUAAGCUUUCCCUACCCCAGUUUUUGUUUCUUGAAAAUAUUGUCCCUGAGUUUUUUGUUAAUAUUUGUUUUGUUGGUUUUUUUUUUUUAAGAAGAAAUGUACAGGAUGCCAGUAAAAAAAAAUGGCUUCAGAAAUUAAAACUAUGAAAUAUUUUACAGUUUUUCUUGUACAGAGUACUUGGCUGUUAGCCCAAGGCUAAAACGUGCAUAACAGUUUUUUUUUUUUUUUUUGGACUAAGUGUUUUGUUGGGCAGUGCCUGAUAAGCUUCAAAGCUGCUUUAUUCAAUAAAAAGAGAAAGACAUAUAAAUAUGACAAAGUAUCACUGAGUUCAACAUGUUAUUUCAAGACUCUUUGAAUACGGUACCUGGCAAUGUCUGUUUCAUAAAGAAUUGUGAACUUCUUAAAUCUGGGAAGGGGUAUGUAGCAAUGGGGUACAGUUGGGGUGGUGGGUGGGGUGGGAAGGUGAUAUGCACUUUCUCAUGAUUACAGAAAAGUAAAGCUGCAUAUAGUCCAGCUUUUCCCACUUUGGUCUGCUAGUUAUUAUUAGCUAGAGGACAAUUUCAGACCUACUGUAACUCUAACACAGUGCAACUGGUCCAAUAUUUCAGCUGGCAGGAAGAAGGCUCUAGAUGCCCAGUUCACCUUUGUUUGAAAACUCUGUUUCAAAGGUUUAAUCUCUGAAUUUAUAAAAUGUAUCUCCUUUUAACAUUAGGCUGCCCAUUACAACCAACAAACAUUCAUUUUGGAAAAAGCAUGACCUGGGAGGGGGGAAAAACCUAAUUUGUUCUCUUUCUAGUCCCCAUUCAAUUUAGAUCAUAAAGUAAAUAGACUUGAUCAUAACUGUUACUGCUCUGGGCUAUGUGGAGCUCAUUAAUACCAUGGCCAUAGCAGGAAUCAUAAUAUCAGUCCUUCUCAUUCAUCCAAAUAAUUAUGUGUGCUAUGUUUCACUGUGGAGAGGUCAUUACAGUAAUCUUUCCAGUUUAGGAGAUUUCACUCCCAGAUCUGCAUAUGCAAAAGCUUUUCUGUUCAGUGGAAAUUGUACAUGUGUUGGGAGGAAUAAAGAAUUGAUUAUGAUCAUGGGCACUACCCCUGGCAGAUUAAAAUGACAUCUCACUAACUGUUUGCAUUUUCCAUAUCAGACUCACCUACAGCUUCAGAUACUACAGUGAGGUUUUUGUUUGUUGUUUGUUUGCUUGCUUGUUUCGUUUUAUGUUCCUUUUUAAAUUCUUUUGAAAGAGUUGGUUUAGCAGCUGACCUAAAUCAACUGUAGAAUGUAUUUUUCCCUCUUUAUAUGAAGCUACUCAAGCAAUAGUCAAGCUUAUAAGCAGACUCAGCUCACAAAACUUGGACUAUUCUGAUCCAACCACCUCCCUUGCAUCUCCAAACAAUUAUUUCCUUGCUUUUGGUCUAUGUCUGCUUUCACACUAUCGUUCCAUGUCACAUAGAUGUCUAACAGUUAGCUACUAGUUUAUAAAUGAGGGUAUUUUUUUCUUUCUGGUAGCACAUCCAUGUGUCCUACUAAAUAUAGUUUUCAUGUAAUUUGUUGAACAUAAGAUUUGAAGUGGAAUGUUACAUUGAAAGCUGUGGUUUGCCCAUGUUUUUGCAUCAAUACUCGCUCUUUGCAAUGUGAUAUGCCAUUUAGUCACUUGCCUUAUUUUUGCAUCAUAUGAGUAUAAAUGCAGUAAGUUUUUCUUUGAAUGGCCAAGGCAGGAGUCCUCAUUCCAUAUCAUAGUGAGUUACACCGUAUCUGUGAUGCUACUCCUCUGCUCAGUGCAUUUUUGAGCAUGUCCAUAACCUUUCUCCUAGAUGUUUGACCAGCAGGGCUCUUUAGGCUCAGACAACGUCCAGCACCACUUUGGGAGGGGGGCUCAGGAAUCUGAAUAGAUAGAGGCACUCGUGGUGCAUGUUUUUAUCUAUACCCUGAUUUUUUUCACCACCCACCCGGUAUAGUCUAAAGAUAAAAGACAGAAAACUAUGCUAGAAAGAGGCUGUAACAGGGCUGUAAAAGUGAAAGUCCAGGGACCUGAUAUUACCCAAGAGAAAAGUCGUUGACUAUGUGAAAAGGCAAAAAAAAAAAAAAAAAAAUAUAUAUAUAUAUAUAUAUAUAUAUAUAUAUAUAUAUAGCAUGUGUUUGUAACACCUGACAAACUUCGUGGCCCUUGAUAUAUGUAUAUAUGUAUAUGUGCAUGGACUGUUUCCAGUACACCUUUCAGCCAAAAUGAUCUACAGUCGCUGAGUUCAAGUACAUAACAAGCAAAUGUCUAGUGCAGUUCUUGUGUAUGUGUAUGGGUUGUUGUUUUUUCCCUUUAAAGUUGCUUUGUUUUGUCUUAUAAAGGUGAAAAUUGUUUGCAAGUGAAGUGAGAAGUUCAUAAUUCUUUGGCUUUUUUUCAUUUUUGAAAAGUUACUCUGGGGAGCUGGUCUGGAUGACUCGCUAAACUUGGAAAUCCUUAUUUUCAGUGUAUUGAGUCAAAAUGUGUUUAUGUGAGCUGUCUGUGAAGGACAAGUUGCUUUGUCAUAUAGCUGGUUAUGAACUAGUAACGUGUUUUGGAAGUCCUACUGAUGUUCCUUAUUGGGAGAAAAAUUCUGCUGGUGUUAACAACUGCUUUUGCUAUGCAUGGUAUCCACAUCAGUUGGGAAACAGACCUUGAAAAUUGAGUUCAGGGUCAUUUAAGACAGGGGCAGUUGAAAGCACAAUGCCUCACAUGGGACAAAGUUAAAAAAAUGCCAAAUUCCUAUUUGAAAAAAAAUCUAGUUAUAUAAAAUAGUAGUAUUAUGAGUAGAGAAGGAGCUGAAUUGGGGUCAAUUGGAGACAAUAUCCACUUUUAACAUUACAGUUGUCACCAUGAGAUAGCAUUAGCUGCCCAGGAUGCUGCUAUUAAAAAAAAAAAAAAAAAAAAAAAGCAAAACAAAACUCAUUUAUAUGUGUGUGUUUUUUAAAGCUAGGAUCUGUUAAAUGUUUUUACAAAUCUGUUUAUAUUACAUUGUUAAAAUAAAGUUGGUCUUUGACGAGAGGGAGGAUGUCAUGGUCAGUUGUCAUUUUGCCUUUACAAGGCAACUGGGGUUGGGGGGUGGGGGGAGUGUGCCUCCUUGACAUUUUGUUCAAGCUAUAGAUUCAAUGGAGCUAUGUCUUGUUUUAAGUUGCUCUGAUGCAUUGUAUUAGGUCUUCAAAAAAGAAUAAAGAUUGUUUUGAAACUUAA
Erinaceus europaeus (western European hedgehog) is the source of this 6791-nucleotide messenger RNA. RefSeq names its product phosphoinositide-3-kinase regulatory subunit 1 (gene PIK3R1). Gene Ontology annotation, cellular component: phosphatidylinositol 3-kinase complex. Lineage: Eukaryota; Metazoa; Chordata; Mammalia; Eulipotyphla; Erinaceidae. The coding region runs from base 526 to 2700 and encodes 724 amino acids. Gene Ontology annotation, biological process: insulin receptor signaling pathway; phosphatidylinositol phosphate biosynthetic process. The transcript has 16 exons. The record is from RefSeq and is a predicted model, not a curated record. Gene Ontology annotation, molecular function: 1-phosphatidylinositol-3-kinase regulator activity; protein binding.